This is a messenger RNA of Rotaria sp. Silwood2, 399 nucleotides long. The record is from the annotation of a GenBank genome assembly. NCBI's taxonomy places the organism in Eukaryota, Metazoa, Rotifera, Eurotatoria, Philodinida, Philodinidae.
AUGGAGUCGAGUAACGAUGAUGUCGGCGUGUCAGCUGAAAAUAAUAUUACUCUAAGUUUUUCUCGUGCAAAUUCACUUAAAAAACAACAUGUUCAUUGGCUUGAUGGAUCAACAACAUCAAAAACACAUGAUUGCCAUUUAAUUAAACAUCAACAAUUUGCACUACAAAAACACUCAUUUUCUGGAGAGAAUAUUUUUAAUCCUACAAUGCUUACUGAAUCGCCAUUAGCUCAUCGUAAUCGUACUGUUAUAUCGACUUCAUCGUCAGCUCUUUCUCAUUUUAUUCCAACAGUUAUUUUUCCAGCUGGCUCUGCAGUUGGUAGUACUGGUACAAGUCAAUUAUUAGCACCAUCUAAAGAAUUUACAUCUAUUUCAGCUAAUCACAAUAUUAUCGUGUAG